AGUAUAAGACCGUGAUAAUAUGUGUUGAUAUUACAUUAUAAACAAAAUAUCAAUUAAUAAUAAUUGAAAUAAUUGUUGUUGGCUGUUGCAACUUUUUUCAGUUAAUUUCCACUCAGUUCAAUGAUUUUUAAAUUCCUGUAAGAUAUUUUCCUUGUGGUUUUUGUAUUAAUGGAUAAGCUUCAAGAUGAUUCGGAGGAACCCAAUUCUGAAGAAAAUAAAUUCCAAGUUUGUAGGCUUUGUCUUGGUAACAAUAAUGUAACAGUGAAUAUUAACCAAGAAACUAUUGGGUUUACAUCAAUAAUUGACAAAAUUCGCUAUUGUACUUCUCUAGUCGUAAAAAAGGGUGAUAAACUUCCUCAAAAUAUUUGCACUUGUUGUGCAAAAAACUUGGACUUAAUGUACGCGUUCAAAAGUAAAGCUAUAACUUGUGAUUUGAAAUUAUCUAAGACAAUGCGGAAUGAUACAACAUUUACUUAUAGCCAAGUAUCUGAUGACCCUAUGAAUAUGACAUUUAAGUUGAAUUUGGAAGAAUCGGACGAUAUAAUGGACUCAAAUGGUAGAUACGUAUAUAAAAUAGUAGACGCAGAUGCACUUACUAUUGAACCUGUCAAUGACACAAUUGGGAAAGAUAAAAAUAUAACUGAUAUAAUGAAUUCAAAAAAUGAUCCUGAGACAGUAACUAUCCAGGAAGUGUUACAUAAAAACCCUAAAAUUAAUACUAGUGCAUCGCAAACGGUUAAAAAAUCCAAAGAAUCGGCAGUUGUAAUAAAACGCGAGUUGAAUAAGAUAAUGACAAGUACAGAAGAGCUAGGUUCAACGAAAAAACAAAAACUCAAUGGGGACAUUAUGAAACCUGUAUUGGUAGUGAAAAAUGGUAAAGUAAUGUAUUAUUGCAACCUAUGUAGCUAUGAGGCUGAGUCAAUGAACACGUUAAUAUCUCAUCGCACACGCGUACACACAGAUCACAAUCACAAAUGUUCCGAAUGUUCAUCGUCGUUUAAAUCCCCAGGCUUGCUCAGACGACAUUCUAUAACGCACAGCGAAAUGGUAUUUAAGUGCAAAUUUUGUGAUAAACGAUUUGCUCAGAACCAAACACUCGAGCGUCACAUCAACACUAUGCACAAUAAUAGUGAAUCUUUAGAAUUUCAAUGCGUCAAAUGCAAUGCCUAUUUUGAAACCUUGGACGAGAUGGAAGACCAUUUGGUUGUUCAUUAUAUUAACCCGUCAAACAGUUUCAGUUGUAGCUAUUGUAAGCGAUCUUUCAAUUCCUACUUGGCAAUGAACAAACACAUUGACGUCGAGCACGUAGUAAAAGUCGAAUGUAGCAUUUGCCACAUGGUGUUGCCGACCAAAGAAGCCAUGGAAAAACAUAAUGUUUCUGUGCACAAGCCAAAAACAAACGGAAACAAGAAAUAUGAAUGCACCAAAUGCAAAAAAUGUUUCCACGGUCUUAAAGAUAUUUUAAAUCACAGAAAAACUCACAUAACAGACGAAACAUAGUUUACUCUUUUUUUAUUGCCAGCCUUAAGCUUUAAUAUUUUUUAAGGGGCCUCCCUUAGUUUAGAUUCACUUCAUUAUGUAUUAUGUUGAACAGGAACAUGUUUUUUCAUUGAAAAUCCUUAUAGUGAUAAUAUAGACACCGUUCUUAUUUUCAUAUAACAGCUAGUAGACUGAAAUAAGUUAUAUUUGUAAAAUUCCGUGUAAAUAAUUUUUUGAUUGGACUGUUUCUUAUUUAUGUUUUUAACAUACACAUUUAAAAGUCCCUUAAAUAAUCGAAAAAAAUAAGUUGUAUAUUGAACAUAUGGACUGAUUAUAAAAAAAACUAACAAUUUUGAAAAGCAUACUUGUGUGUAUGUAAUAAAUAUGUAGAUAAAUAUUUCAUAACUUUCUGGACGUUAAAUAAUUAAGUUGUCUUUAAAUGUAUUAGGAUAGUUUAAUUGUAUUAUGCAUAUUGUGUAAAGAAAAAAAUACCCCUGGAAAUAAGUACUGAUAAAAAAAGGUUGUCCACUAACAAAUAUUUUGAUUAAUAUUUCUUAUUUAAAAUGUAUAAAAACAUAAAUCGUCAAAAUUAAAUUAAUGAGUACAACAAUUGUUAUCUAAACUUGAUACUAUUUGCAACAGCUUUAAAAUAUUGUUCAUGUGUCUUUUUCAGUUUUUUCAACGUUUUAUUAAUUAUUAUUAAUACUUUUACCUUCAUUCCUACUAUUUUUUUAUUGGUAAUUUUUUCUAUCUUCCUCGCGUAUUGUAUUAUAAUUUGUACACUUUUUAUUUGUGAUUUAUACACCCUAAUUUAUAUCAAUUGUAAUUUUUUUUUAAAAACCUUUUCAAAACAUAGCGACAUAGCCAAAGAAUACAGUUAAAUAGAAUUAAAUUACCCAUUUGACAUUUCUAUAUGAAUGUUCAAUAAUUAUAAAUGCCAAAGCUCUACUCAAUUUAUAUAUUUUUUUAUUCUAUUGUUUUAAAACCUGCCGUUAAUUAAAAAAAUUUUUUUACUUAAAAUCUAACCGGUUUUUAUUUUUAAGCUCACAUUGACUAAUUCUUGGCUAUGCCACUACCAAAAUAUAAAAUGUUGAUUUUAUAAAUAAACAUAAUGUAAUGAACACAUUUAAUUAUGUCCAGCUUAACAACUGUUAUAGUUAUAAUUUAUACAUAUGUUGAAAUAUAUUCUAUAAACAUAAAAAAAAAAUGUAAUAACAGUAUUCUUUAUUUAUUUUUUACUGCAAAAUCACAAACAUUUAAU
Messenger RNA from Adelges cooleyi (spruce gall adelgid), 2740 nucleotides. RefSeq names its product zinc finger protein 85-like. Lineage: Eukaryota; Metazoa; Arthropoda; Insecta; Hemiptera; Adelgidae. The transcript is spliced from 4 exons. Gene Ontology annotation, cellular component: nucleus. Gene Ontology annotation, biological process: regulation of transcription by RNA polymerase II. Bases 169 to 1500 code for a protein of 443 amino acids. Gene Ontology annotation, molecular function: RNA polymerase II cis-regulatory region sequence-specific DNA binding; DNA-binding transcription factor activity; zinc ion binding. The record is from RefSeq and is a predicted model, not a curated record.